Messenger RNA from Contarinia nasturtii (swede midge), 2879 nucleotides. Its product is annotated as protein stoned-A. The transcript is spliced from 3 exons. Lineage: Eukaryota; Metazoa; Arthropoda; Insecta; Diptera; Cecidomyiidae. Bases 594 to 2852 code for a protein of 752 amino acids. The record is from RefSeq and is a predicted model, not a curated record.
AUCAGUUGUAUCUCGAAGCGAGUAGCGAAGGCAGAAAGUAUCGAUGGAUUUGUGAUUUUUCGUCAGUACAACCAACACACAAAGUGAAAUCGAAAUUUUUGCUCAUUUCCGAAUCAUCAAAUUUGUGAACAUUUCUUUUUUCAUUGCAUUUGGUAAUUGAUGCACACCGGAAAUUUUUUUAUCAAAAUUUGCGUAAUAAAAACAAGUGUUUGCGUGAAGAGACUAACUGGAAAUUAAUGUAAGGGAACGAAUGCGAUAUUCCAUUUUCGCAAAAAGCUAAUGAAAAAAAAAAUCAAUAAUUAAAAACGUUCCGAUAUUUCAUGUGAAAUUUAGUUGGAAUUGUUAAAUUUUUGUGCUUUGAAAAAGGAGAGGCACACGAACAGAAGUGAUUUCGUUCAAAGAGGAGGGUGGUAUAAUAUUUAAUGUGUAUGGCCAUCUUUGGUGGUUGAGUUGAAUACCAAGAAGAAGAAAAAAAGAACGAAGAAUAAAAUCGAUAGACGAUUUUCAUAAAUCAUAAAGUGCUCCGUAUAUACCGUGAAUAAUCGAUUGAAAUGUACGCUUUCGAUGGUUCAAUGUCUCGGCUAAAAUAGAUAAUGCUUAAACUACCAAAGGGAUUAAAAAAGAAGAAGAAUAAAAAGUCAAAAAAGAAUCAAGAACUUUUUACCGAGGAGGAACUCGAGCAAUUCAAGCGAGAGCAAAGGGCCAAACAACUUGCCGAACAGGAAGAAGCUGAAAAACAAGAGCAAACUCAUCAAGAGGAGCAACACCAACUGCACCAGCAACAACAACAAGCUCAAUCCCAACCAUCAGCUUCAACAUCCAAACCAAAAACCGAUGACGACGAAUGGUCAAAGUUUACACAACUAACAAGUGGCAUCGAUUCGAUUCUUAAGAAGACUCAAGGUGAUUUAAAUCGUAUUAAAGAGAAAUCGUUCUUCCAAAAAGUUGCACCGCCAAAACCAAAGCCAGCGGCAAAACAACCGGAAAACGAGCAGAAACCGCAAGACGAACAAGAAGAAAAUAAGCCAACAUUAACCGAAGAAGAAUUAGAGGAGCAACGUAAAUUAGCGGCACUCAAAGAGGCCGUUGUUGAACUCUCCGAGUCGGAAAGUGAGUCAGAGGAAGCGGAUGAUAUAUUCGAUACCAAUUAUAUCGAUGAAUUAGAAAAUUUACCACUUGCCUACGUUCCGGAAUCACCCGAAGAAACUGACCUCGGUCCCGAUCCAUUUGAUACAAAUUUCGCUGAAAAAGUUAUCAAAGGACCGGAAGUAUCAAAACGUGGUAAGAAAAUUGUUAACAUUGGUUCGGCCGUUGAAGUUUUAACGGGACGCGUUGAAAAUGUUUCAUUGAAUAAGGAAGCAUUGAAACGACCACGAAGAGGACCACAAAAUUUAUUACUCUCAAGUUUUGAUCAAGAUAAAGAAUCAAUCGAAGAAGAUAUUAUUGCUGAAGUAUUGAAACCAGAAGAAACUGAAGAAAAACCAGUACUCACAUUAUUAGAUGAUCCAAGUGAUGUGAUUGCCGAUGCUCCAAUUGAUUUGGGCCAUUUGGAUACACGAUAUUUGGAAUUUUUGAAGAAAAAACAAGAAGAAGAAAAAGAAGCGGAACGGUUACGUCGAGAGGCCGAACGUGACGAAUUUGAUGAUUUGGCCACUGAGUCAUUGACCAAACCAAAAUCUGAUGUGAUUGUAGUUGAUGCAAGCGCACUUGUUUUUGAACCAAUACCCGUCGAACAAGGAGAUUGGAAGUCCGAAUUUGAAGAACAAGCCGAAUUGGGCAUUGUUGAUGUUUAUGACGAAGAUAUUGGUGAAGACGAAGACGUAGAUCCAUUUGAUACUCAAUUUGUUGCAACAGUUGUACGUGAAAAAAGUAUCGACGACGACGAUUUCGAUCCACGUGCCGGUGAAGAGCCAACCAAUUCCGAUUCGAUUGCUAAAGUUGAACCGAUUUAUCAAUCAAGUCUAGCGGUUAAACAAAAAGAUUUAUUGAGCGGCAGCACAAGUGAUUUGACCGAUUUAUCGCACGUUCCUGUAAUUAGCGCAAGUGAAUCGAUUGAAAAGGAAAUCGAUCCGUUCGAUACAUCAACGAUAAGUGAACUUGUACAACCAAAAGAAACGGAAAUUAAAUUUUUAGAAAAAGAACUAUUGAGUGACAGUGGCAUAAAGCAUUCAUUGAGUGAUCCAGAUUUUGAUCCGAGAAGCGACGAAAAAGUCGCUCAACCACAAACACAAAUAAGCACAGCCGAACGCAAAUCAUCGCUUUGUUUGAACAUCAAUCAACAUCAUCAAACCAAAUCGGUGGUGUUUGAUGUGAGCAACACAUUGAAUAUAAAUAACGGUGAAGGAAAGAAAAAACCAGUGACUCCAUACUAUACGGAUAAAUCGAUUGAAGACGUUAACGAAGCAGCCGAUAUCAGUGAUUCGGAUUUUGAUCCGCGUGCCAUCACACCGAAUCAAAAGCCAGACCUAUUGAGUGUGGGCGAAGCAACUAUUGACAUUAAAGUACUAACACCAGCCACAUCUGCAGUCAAUCAAGACGAAGAAUUUGCGGUCGAAGACCCAUUUGAUACAAGUAACGCAUCUGCACUUCUUUUACCCGGCAAAGCCGAAUUGAAACUCAUUGAAAACGAAUUCAUUGACACCGUUAAAAGCACCGAAACAACCAACGUCUUAGACAUUAACUCUGACUCACAGGAACUUGGUUUGGGCGGUAAAGUUUUAACGCCACAAAUUACUUUGCCCGUUGAAGACUCAUUUGACGACAUCGAUCCAUUUGACACCUCAUUUGCAAGCAAUAUCGCACCCGGACAAGCCGAAAUUAAAAUUCUCGAAUCUGAAUUGAUUCACAAGUAAUAAGACUAAAUCGAAACAACCAAAUAA